AUGCUCGCUCUCCUCAAGCUCUCCGUUCUCGCCGCCCUCGCUGCCGCACAGAUCUGCGCUCCCGGCGGCGGCGGUGGCCCCUCGACCACCACCCCUCCUCCCACCACCACCCCUCCCCCCUCUGCGAGCGGUACCGUGAUCCACCCCGGAAGCCACACCAACCUCUGUGUCGAUAUCGCCGGGGCCAAGAUGGCUAAUGGCACGCCUGUCCAGGUGUACCAGUGCAACGGCACCCCCGCCCAGGCGUUCACCCUCGUCCGUGGCAACCAGCAGGUCAAGGUUGCGGGCACCAACUUCUGCCUCGACGCUGGCUCCAACCCUGCCAACGGCGCCAAGCUCCACCUGUGGACCUGCUACUCUGGUCUCCCUCAGCAGCAGUGGUACUACACCAACGACAACCGUCUCGCCCUGACCAACAUGGGUCUCUGCCUUGACCUGACCGACGGCCGCGCCAGCAACGGCAACCAGCUUCAGGUCUGGGCGUGUGGUAACGGCAACGCCAACCAGGUCUGGACGUCGAACGUUUCUGGCGGGUCGGCCCAGCGCCGCUGGUACCACGAGUAG
Messenger RNA from Cutaneotrichosporon cavernicola, 564 nucleotides. RefSeq lists its product as uncharacterized. The coding region runs from base 1 to 564 and encodes 187 amino acids. The record is from RefSeq and is a predicted model, not a curated record. Lineage: Eukaryota; Fungi; Basidiomycota; Tremellomycetes; Trichosporonales; Trichosporonaceae. The transcript is spliced from 3 exons.